AUGAGCGCAGACAUGGAUACAUUUGCAGCGCGCCUUGCCAGCUUCGACACCGUGCUUAAACCCGAGAGGCGAUCCUCGACCACGAAAAGCUCCAAAACGAUCGGAUGGCCUCACCAUAGCCCUUCACCGGCCGAGCUGGCGCAUGCAGGCUUCUACUACAAACCCUACGAAACAAACCCCGACAACACAACAUGUUUCCAGUGCAAUCGCGCAUUGGAUGGAUGGGAGGAGGAGGACAAUCCGAUCACAGAACACCUCAAGCACUCGCCGGACUGCGGCUGGGCGAUCAUAAUGGACAUUCAGCAGCGAAGCUCGAACCCGGCUACUAUCGAAGACCCGACCAGUGAUCGUAUUACUCAAGCCCGAAUCGCGACAUUCGGAGCGGCCUGGCCACAUGAUGGCAAACGCGGAUGGGUCUGUCAAUCGGAUAAGAUGGUCGAGGGCGGGUGGUACUUCUGCCCGAACGAAGAGAGCAAUGACCUAGCUAGCUGUCCCUACUGCAAGCUCUCGCUCGAUGGUUGGGAGCCCAAGGACGAUCCUUUUGAUGAGCACUUUCGCCGCUCCUCGGAUUGUUCUUUCUUCGUUUUCGCCCAACCUCCUGCUAAGAAGGGUAAAGGGUCCACAUCAAAGAAGGGCCGUACUUCCAAAGCAUCAUCACGACUCUCGACCCAAUCCGUUGCCACUACCACAUCCGAAGCUCCUGAAAUGGAUGUCGAUGAAUCAAUGGACCAGAGCGUGAUGUCCCAAGCAACUGUCAAGCCGAAAGUUUCCAAAAAGGGAACUAAGGGCAAAAGCAAGAGCUCUAGGAGCAAGAAGGAGGAUGUGAUGGUAGAAAGCCAGCUGGAUGUCGACGAGAUCGAGCUUGUACAGCCUGAGCCUGAGCCUGAGCCUGAGCCUGAGCCAGUGAAGCCCAAGCGUGGGACCAAGGCAAAUAAGCGAGUCAGUGAAGAGGUGAGUAAUGACGAGCCGGAAGCAGUCCAAGAAGACUUCCAUGACAGCAGCGUUUCCCAAGCUUAUGAUUACGAUCAUGUCAUGGCGGAUGCGGGCUUAGUGGACGAAGCACCUCAAGAGGGACCUGUCAAGAAGGGUCGCAAGAAGAAGGGCACAUCCAAGAGUCGCAAGACCUCCGAUGUGUCUGUUUCAUCUAAAUCUACGUCCAAGACGCGCGUGCCUCGGGACUCAGAGUUGGAAGCCGCAUUAGAAGCCGGCCUUGACGCAGAUAUCCCCGAGCCUGCAGAAGAAGAGCGGGAACCAGAGCCUGACAAGCCUCUUGUCUCAAAGAAGAACAAAGGUGGCAAGAAAGCCAAGGCUGCUGCCGAGUCACCCGAACCCCAGCAUGAGCCAGAAGAACCCUAUUUUGGCCAAGAUUUACCGUCAGAUGCUCCUGCGGAGCUGGAUGUCUGUAAAAUAGAGGAUCACCCAAUCCCGGAGGAGCCAGAGGAACACGAAGAACCAAUUCCCAAGCCAAGACCAGCCAAGGCAUCUGGGAAGAAAGGAAGCAAGAAGAGCAAGAAGGAGGAAUCUUUAAAGGCUCCGGCUACCCAAGACUCGUCCGAAAUCAAGUCUGCAGCCGAGGAUCGGCGUGAUUCUGAUCGCCACGAAUCUUUUGUCUCGGUGGAAAUCAUAAACAAGGAACCUGAGUCUCGACGAGAGCCUGAGACGGAGCCCAAAGAAAAAGUCAUCAAGAAGAAGUCGUCAAAGAAGGAUGUCAAGGCAAAAAAGACCAAGAAGACCAAGAAGACGGAAGAAACACCUCCCCCAGAGCCGGUUCAAGAGCAGAGAGACCUCAGAUCGCCAUCUCGAGACGAGGACGACGUCUUCGGAACGCCAGAUGACAUUCCCGACCAAGUCGAGAUGGUUGCAGCACCCCGGGCACCCUCACCGGAGCCAUCUGUCGCCCACGAAAGGACACCAGUGCCAGCAAAGACGACGAAACGGUUCAGUGACAUUCCUCAGGAGGAGCAUCUUGCACAGUCCUUCUCUGAAUCGCAAGGGUCUGGCAGAAAAGAACGAUCAAAGCCUCUGCGUGUCUCCCAGUCAUCCAACAGAGCAGUGUCACCACUUCCGACGGCUCGUAUGAGUACGCCAUCUAUGUCACCCCAGUCAUCCGAUGCUGAAAACCAUCCCCCUUCAUCCCGACCUUCAACAGCCAGUCGAACUGUGCCGUCAGCAUCCAAGGAGCUCAAGCCCCGAACCCCACUGGUUGCUCGCACCCCGUCUCCGUCGAAGCGCAAUGCCAAUGCUGGAUUUCCGCCAUCCGCACAUCCCUGGACGCCUGUGGACAUUGAUGAGGUUCUCUUCGGGGAGGCCGAUGAUAAAGAGAAUGCCGACUUGGCCAGUAUGUUCAAGACCGUCAAAGGAACUUUGACCAGUCCGGAGAAGAAGAUGACGGUAGAGGAGUGGAUUAUGUGGAAUGCAAAGAACGGCGAGGAGCGCCUGAAGAGAGAAUGUGAACGGCUCGUCGGCCAGUUCGAGAAGGAAGGUGGCCGGGCGAUGCAACGCCUCGAGGCCAUUGAGUGCAUGGAUUAA
Penicillium maclennaniae is the source of this 2529-nucleotide messenger RNA. RefSeq lists its product as uncharacterized. The coding region runs from base 1 to 2529 and encodes 842 amino acids. NCBI's taxonomy places the organism in Eukaryota, Fungi, Ascomycota, Eurotiomycetes, Eurotiales, Aspergillaceae. The transcript is spliced from 5 exons. The record is from RefSeq and is a predicted model, not a curated record.